This is a messenger RNA of Acanthocheilonema viteae, 255 nucleotides long. The record is from the annotation of a GenBank genome assembly. Lineage: Eukaryota; Metazoa; Nematoda; Chromadorea; Rhabditida; Onchocercidae.
AUGUUUGUUUUUGGCCUAGAAAUAUACUACAGUACCUGUCCAUGGAUUAAUGAUUAUUAUCGAUUUGAUAAUUUACGCAGGGAUUACACUUCGAUGGAAUCGUAUUUCGAUAUGCAAUGUGGAAUUAGUGGUUGGGCCUUAGCUGGAAUAUUAUCGCUACUAUCAUGUAGUUUAUUUAUCAGCGAAGGUUUAGUGAGCGCAUUUUUUCGAUCUGAAUCAACUCGACAACGUGAUAAGAUGAAUGCCUUUCUCUAA